Molecule: messenger RNA, 2004 nt
Organism: Dissoconium aciculare CBS 342.82
Lineage: Eukaryota; Fungi; Ascomycota; Dothideomycetes; Mycosphaerellales; Dissoconiaceae
Product: histone acetyltransferase, MYST family
Exons: 3
Coding region: 188-1738 (516 amino acids)
Biological process (GO): regulation of DNA-templated transcription
Molecular function (GO): histone acetyltransferase activity
Source: RefSeq, a predicted model, not a curated record
UUCUUUCGUUAUGCGCGGGUGCCGAAUUGAUCUGCUGUAAAUACAAAUCGAGAAGCGCGCAAAAAAAUUGAUUACAAAAUAACAUAUCCGAGAACUCCUUUAUCAGGCUGAGAGUCAUCAGGUGAUUCCUCUAACCUGCCUGUUAAACCGCGAUCGCCCCAGGUUCGCUCCGCAUCUUUACAACCACAUGGCUCCACGAAACGAACACAAGGAUGGCGGCCAUGGUAGCGGCGACAUCAAGCCCGAGAGAGGCAUUGCGACGCUUGCCACGCUCAGAAUUGGAACCAAGGCCAUGGUCGAGAAAGAUGGCGAAAAACGGAAAGCCGAAAUCUUGUCAAUGCAGACUCGCAGAGGCAGGCCUACAUUUUAUGUUCAUUACGAAGAAUUCAACAAACGACUGGACGAAUGGGUUGCGGCCGAACGACUUGAUCUCACACAAGAAGUGGAAUGGCCAAUACCCGAGAAGCCAGAUACAAAGAACAAACAAAAGACACAGCAAUCCAAAAACCAGCAGUCGAAAAGCAAUUCAAAGGGGCAAACCAACAAUAAAAAGCGAUCAAGAAGCGGCACAACCACAGAUGAAGUGGUCUCGACGCCAGAUUCAAAACCAACGCCGACAGUAUCCAUUACCGGUGGCAAGGAGAAUCGUGACCCGACAGUCGCCGUCCUCGCGACUGAGGAAAGUGAGCUCAUAGAACAGCCUGAAGAUGAAUCCGCCAUCGACCUCGUUGAUAUGCAAGAGGCUGCGAUCAAAGCCAAAGCUGCCCCUGAUCACGAGCCAUAUUCUCGCGAGGAGGAAAUCGAGAAGCUUCGUACUGGUGGUAGUAUGACACAAAAUCAGACAGAAAUCUCACGAGUGCGGAAUCUGGAGACAAUUCAGAUGGGCCCUUACGAAAUCGAGCCUUGGUAUUUUUCCCCCUAUCCGGCUGAAUUCACAGAUUGUGACGUUGUUUACAUCUGUGAGUUUUGCUUGGGUUACUUUGGCGAUAAGUUGCAGUUCGGACGGCAUAGGAAGAAGUGCACCUUGACUCAUCCACCUGGCAACGAGAUCUACCGCGACUCAAACGUUUCAUUCUUCGAGAUCGACGGUCGGAGGCAAAGGACCUGGUGUCGCAAUCUCUGUCUCCUCUCGAAGCUCUUUCUCGACCACAAAACUCUCUACUAUGACGUGGACCCUUUCUUAUUCUACUGCAUGACCGCGCGAACGGAACACGGCCACCAUCUCGUCGGAUAUUUCUCAAAAGAGAAAGAAUGCGCUGAAGGCUUCAACGUCGCCUGUAUCCUCACCUUACCACAAUACCAGCGAAAAGGCUACGGCGGCCUGCUCAUUCAGUUUUCUUACGAACUCAGCAAAAUUGAAGGCAAGCUCGGAUCGCCUGAGAAGCCGCUUUCGGAUCUUGGUCUUCUCGGCUACCGAGCCUACUGGCAGGAAGUAAUCGUCGACCUCUUACUCGAACGCGAAGCUGAGAACCCGGGCUCCAGCGCAGGAAUCUCCGUCGAAGAUCUCGCGCAGACCUUGGCCAUGACGACCAAUGAUGUGUUGCAUACCUUGCAGAACCUCAACAUGUUGCGCUACUAUAACAAAAACCAUGUCAUCGUCCUGACAGAUGCGGUCGUGUUGCAGCGAGAGCAACGCAAAGAGAAGGAGAAGGUCAAGGGCAAGCGGGUCAUCGAGCCGGAGAAAUUGCUUUGGAAGCCGCCUGUAUUUGCAGCGAGCGCGAGAACAUGGAACUGGUAGAUGCCUCUAGGCGCGAAGGUGCAAUGGCAUUUCAUCAGAAGCAGUUGAAGAUACCCAAAGAUAUGAUUGCGUGUUUAUGACUCGAGCCUUCCCUCUGUCCAUCUUGCACUGUAUUGCUGGCUCCUUUUGUGUGCCUGCGGGUAGAGGUACUCCUCUCAAGGCUUCCGUCGUGUGAGCAAAAAGGGGGGGUGGACAUGAUUAUGUUCUGCGGUAUUGUUUGGUAAAGGGGCAAUUCCGCCAAAAAUGCAAAAUGAAAUCUGAGGUCU